AUGUCGCUUUCAGUCCAGUCUUUGAACGGCGACACAUGCUUCCUACUCACAUUCGACCCACCGGCAGCCCCACUGACGUCGCCGGGGCUCUUUCCCGGCUCUUUUACGAUUCUAGUUGACCCCUGGCUUAGCGGACCCUCGAUCAUCCUCAACUCGGUCUUCUCCCACUCUGAGCAAAAGUCGAAGCCGUGCAUCGCCAGUCUGCGCGAGCUUGACCGCGAGCCCGACCUCGUGCUUGUAUCGCAAGACAAGCCCGACCAUUGCCAUGAAGCGACGCUGCGGCAGCUGCCCGCAGACACCGAGUCGACGAUUCUGGCCAUGCCCGCUGCGGCCAGGAAGAUACGCGCGUGGAAACACUUUCGCGCAGAGUCGAUACACGCUCUCCCGCGGUUCGUGCAGGGAGACGACGAGUCGCUAUAUCGCAUUGUGCUGCCGCCGCCCUCGCCGCGAGGGACAUGCGGCCAAGUCACGGUGACCUGGAUGCCAGCGAAACGGGACCUGUCCAAGGUGCACCAUGCUAUUGGUAUAACCUACAGGCCUCCCUGCACGGUGCUCUCAUCGCUCAGCCCAACGCACUACAUCGACCUUCCCAUGAGCCCGCCUCCGUCGCCAGGAACUCCGUUGACGGUUGCAUCGUCGCCGCGCACGCUGGUGCCGUCGCCGUUCAACAAUCGCGAGAAGACGCUGUCGGUCAUUUACUCGCCCCACGGCGUGUCGUACGACGUGAUACGGCCAUAUGCAAGCUCGUACCUGGUGUCGGAAUCAGCCCUACCUCUAACUGCACUCCUGCACUCGUUUGACAGCGUUGCAAAUCCCUGGUGGCUCGGCGGCAACAUAUCCGCCGGGUCGCCGGGCGGCAGCGAAAUUGCCAAGAGCCUGUACGCGCGAGCAUGGAUCUCUGCCCAUGACGCAGACAAGGACAAUCGGGGAUGGGCAGUCAAGUUGACGCAGAUUGCACAGCACGCGGCAGAUGAGGUCAAGCAGAUGCUAGACGAGGGGGUUGUGAGGAAGAGGGUGAGCAGCACGCAGGUGAUUGCGCUGGCGCCUGGGGAGCGGCAUCGGAUUGCAGCAGGAUGA
This is a messenger RNA of Exserohilum turcica Et28A, 1077 nucleotides long. RefSeq lists its product as uncharacterized. The record is from RefSeq and is a predicted model, not a curated record. NCBI's taxonomy places the organism in Eukaryota, Fungi, Ascomycota, Dothideomycetes, Pleosporales, Pleosporaceae. Bases 1 to 1077 code for a protein of 358 amino acids. The transcript has 2 exons.